AUGAUAAAUGAACAGGAGCGUCACGUGCAUCAUGUUGGUGGACCUAUACCGAUAGGCUAUAGAACAGCUGGUGGUGGUUGCAGUUCAGCGGCACCGCAACAGCUGCCACAUGCUCCAGUCGAGCAGCAGGCUCCGUACGGAGAUGCGUUAUUGCAAUCAGGGUUUUUGGGGACAGAAAAUGGCGGCGGGGAGGCAGCCAACGGCAUUGGUAAUGGUCACAGGUGGCAUGAGGGGGAUCCACGGAAUAUUUCGUCAGCAAUGUAUCACUCUUUUAAUCAGCAUAUGUUGACAGAUCCCUUGAUUCAGGAGAAUUUGUCACCUUUCUUUCAGCCGUUUGGGGUGGAUGCAUCGCAUCUACCGUUGACAAACCCACCAAUCUUUCAGAGCUCGUUGACAAGGUUCGAUGAACCGGUGAGAAGAAGGAGAAUCUCUAUCUCGAACGGACAGAUUAGUCAGCUUGGAGAGGACCUGGAGACGGUGGAAAACCUCUACAAUACACAGCCACCUCCGCUACCGCAGAGGUUCGAUCAUCAGGCGGUCAAGCCGCAGUUCUAUGAGCCGGCAACAGCGGCAACCGAUGGCGAGAAAAACGGUUUCAUGCAUAUGCGGGACGAAGCUGGCAUCCAGCAGAAAAUGGCGAAUUCGGUGGGCAAGCUGCCAUCCUGGGACGCUCCGGCGGUCAAGGAUGAAAAGCUUGUAGACAACCUUUUGCAGGACACUGGCGACAAUCGAAAUGGCAUUCCGAACGCCAACGCAACAUCGGUCCCCUUACCACCAAAUGGCAUUAUGAGCAGGACUCCUUCUUCGUCAUCUUCCACUUCAACAUCGUACUAUGGACAGCAGAACAGUUACGGUUCUAAACAUUACCGUCCGCAAGAGCCCAUACCGGGAACAAACGCCUGGAAACGAGCAAGGCUCUUGGAAAGAAACAGGAUAGCAGCAUCCAAAUGUCGGCAGAGGAAGAAGGUCGCUCAGUUGCAAUUACAAAAGGACUACGACAUACUGAUCAAGGAGAAUAAAGUCAUAAAGAAGAAGUUAGAUUACUACGAAAAACUUGUAUCCAAGUUCAAGAAGUUCUCGGAAACUCACUUGAAGAAAUGUUCUGGGAGCGAUAGUCAGUCUUUCAGUAUCAUCGAAGAGAUGCUCAUGAUAGAUUCCGAUAUACGGGAAGUUGACAAUGACGGACUGGUUGUCAAAAUGGAGGAUAGUUGA
This is a messenger RNA of Torulaspora globosa, 1212 nucleotides long. It is a transcript of the gene CST6, whose product is annotated as Cst6p. Gene Ontology annotation, molecular function: DNA-binding transcription factor activity, RNA polymerase II-specific; RNA polymerase II cis-regulatory region sequence-specific DNA binding. NCBI's taxonomy places the organism in Eukaryota, Fungi, Ascomycota, Saccharomycetes, Saccharomycetales, Saccharomycetaceae. The transcript has a single exon. Gene Ontology annotation, biological process: regulation of transcription by RNA polymerase II. The record is from RefSeq and is a predicted model, not a curated record. The coding region runs from base 1 to 1212 and encodes 403 amino acids.